AUGGCUACACCUAACGUGACUGCUCUUGCCGCGCAGUUGCGGAGCACUUUGAAGAACUCAACCGUACUGACGCCCGACUCCGAAGGUUAUGCCCAGGCCAUCAUAAGAUGGAGUGACGAGAUGGAGAAGAGGGCCGGUAUCGUCCUGUACCCAGAGACAGCAGAGGAUAUCUCGACGGCGGUCCUGUUGUCGAAAGAGUUCUCUGUCCCGCUUGCGGUAUGUGGCGGCAAGCAUGGUUCAAGUGGUGCAGCUUCCAUUGAGGGUGGACUCCAAAUUGACAUGGGACACAUGCGGAACGUGUCUGUAGACUUAAGCAACAACACCGCCAAGGUACAGGGUGGCUGCAUAUGGAAAGAUGUUGACGAAGCUGCUGCACCUCACAAGCUUGCCAUGAUAGGAGGUACCAUCAACCACACUGGUGUCGCUGGAUUGACUCUUGGUGGUGGCUACGGGUGGUUGACUGGCCGUCACGGUCUCACCAUCGAUGAAGUUCGUGCGGUGACCAUGGUUCUCGCCGACGGCCGCAUCGUUACUGCCUCGAGCGACGAGAACCAGGACCUUUUCUGGGCGGUUCGUGGAGCUGGGCACUGCUUCGGUAUUGCCGUCGACUUCACCUUCCAACUGCACCCUCAGGAAAACCCCGUAUGGAGCGGACAGAUGCUCUUCCCGGCAUCCAAGGACCUGACUACCGUCGUAAACUUCGCCAACAACCUCGUCGCGACCACCGACGGCGCCUCUGCCAUGGUCAUGGGUAUCACUCAGCCUCCAUUCAUGCAAGAGCCUGCCGUUGUCACGACGGUAUUCCACGACGGCCCAGAGGAUGAAGCCAGGGAGAUCUUCAAGCCCCUGUUGGAGCUAAACCCCAAGAUCAACACCACCAAGGUGCGCCCUUACGUUGAGCAGAACAGCCUCAUGAACGGACCCGUCGACUACGGCAACCGUAAGCUGUCCAAGGGUGUGCCAUUCACGCUGCCCCUUGACCCCAACUUUGUUCAUUCGCUGGUUGGCGAGCUGAAGAAGCUCCACUCGCAGGUUGAAGGCUCCACCAAAUCCAUUAUGCUGUUCGAAUUCUUCCACAUGGGCAAGGUCUUGAACCCAUGGCAAGAUAUGGCACACGCCAUCCGCGGCGAGCAUGGCCAGGUCAUGAUUGGCCCAUUUUGGUUGAAGGCAGAGGAUGACGCGACGGUUCGAUCGUGGGCGGCUGAUGCUGCUGUCGUGGUUCGCGGCGAGCUUGAGCGUGUGAACGGCAAGGAGGUCGCCGACUCAAUAGGCGAGUACGGAAACUACGAUGCGUUCUUGGUCGACCCUCGACGAAUCUUUGGCAAGAACCUGCCGCGUCUCGCAGAGCUUAAGCUGAAGUUCGACCCAGAAAACGUGUUCAACAGGUCGUACCCGCUUGUGGCCUCGCCGUAA
Didymosphaeria variabile is the source of this 1413-nucleotide messenger RNA. RefSeq lists its product as uncharacterized. NCBI's taxonomy places the organism in Eukaryota, Fungi, Ascomycota, Dothideomycetes, Pleosporales, Didymosphaeriaceae. The record is from RefSeq and is a predicted model, not a curated record. The coding region runs from base 1 to 1413 and encodes 470 amino acids. Gene Ontology annotation, molecular function: oxidoreductase activity; FAD binding. The transcript is spliced from 4 exons.